Molecule: messenger RNA, 2935 nt
Organism: Lotus japonicus
Lineage: Eukaryota; Viridiplantae; Streptophyta; Magnoliopsida; Fabales; Fabaceae
Product: G-type lectin S-receptor-like serine/threonine-protein kinase B120
Exons: 7
Coding region: 181-2739 (852 amino acids)
Biological process (GO): recognition of pollen; protein phosphorylation
Molecular function (GO): ATP binding; protein serine/threonine kinase activity
Source: RefSeq, a predicted model, not a curated record
UCAUUCUCCAAUCGUGGUUUCAACAAAACGUGUCUCUUUUUCACUUUUCUUCUCAGAACAAUCAAUUGUGUCGUCUCAUCUCCUCGCUCACCUAAACCAAACAAAUAUAUACCUUAACCUUCCCCCUUACCCUGUUCCUCAUUUUCACCUUCUUCUUCUUCAUCUUCAUCAUUCCUCACUAUGAUCAUGGUUGCUACAUACCAUUACCAACGCUUAGUUUUCACUCUUCUCUUCACCUUCCUCUGUUUCCUUGCUGUUUUCUCACAUGCAGCCAGUUCCAGAGUCAAACUCAAACAAGGUGAACUGAUCAGAGACAAACAACGUGAGACUCUGGUGUCAGAAGAGUUAGAAUUCGUGAUGGGUUUCUUCUCUCUCGAAAACUCCACUUCACGCUACGUUGGGAUAUGGUACUACAACAUUCCUGGUCCUGCAGUCAUCUGGGUCGCAAACAGAGACAAACCCAUCAAAGACGCAGGCGGCGCCAUCACCAUAGCCAGCGACGGCAACUUGGUGGUCCUCGACGGAGAGAUGAACCAGGUCUGGUCCAGCAACGUUUCCGUUCCUAGCAACAGGAAGAACAGUUCUGAAGCUCUGCUUCGUGACGAUGGUAAUCUUGUGGUUUCAAGUCACGGGGAGGAGUUAUGGCAGAGCUAUGAGAAUCCAACGGAUACUUAUGUCCCCGGAAUGAAGGUUCCGGUGGGAGCUUCGUCGGCGGGGAAGGGCUUCACGUUUAGGUCAUGGAAGUCAGCGACGGAUCCUUCGCCGGGGAACUACAGUAUGGGGGCGGAUCCUGAAGGGUUGCCGCAGAUUGUGGUUUGGGAGGGGGAGAACUUGGAGAAGAGGAGGUGGAGAAGUGGGUACUGGGAUGGGAGGAUUUUCACUGGGGUGGAGAUGACUGGAAGCUUGCUCUAUGGUUUUACACUGAAUGGGGAUGGUGAAGGAGGAAGGUACUUUGUGUAUAAUCAGCAGAAUAGUACUAAGGUGAGGUUUCAGAUUGGGUAUGAUGGGUUUGAAAAGGAGUUCAGCUGGAAUGAAGGUGAGAAAGAUUGGAGUGAGGAGCAGAGAGGGCCUGCUAAUGAGUGUGAGGUUUAUGACAAGUGUGGUAGUUUUGCAGCUUGUGGUUUGUCAGAUUCAGGUUUAGCUGUUUGUAGUUGCUUACAAGGGUUUGAGCUUAAGGAAAAAGAGAACCUUUUUGGUGGGUGUAAGAGGAUUACAAAGCUCAAGGCUGAGAGAAAUGCUAGUUCUGGGGAUGAGAUGAGUGAUGGAGAAGAUGGGUUCUUGGUAAGGAGGUGUAUGAAGUUGCCGGACUUCGCACAUGUAGUCAGCACCGAGGAUUGCCGGAGCAAUUGUUUGAAGAAUGAUUCAUGCACUGCGUAUGCUGAAGUUCUUGGAAUUGGGUGCAUGGUUUGGUAUGAGGAGUUGCUUGAUGUUCAAGAAUAUGAUAAUGUAGGAAAUACACUGCACAUUCGCCUUGCUCAUUCUGAUUUAGAUGAUGGAGGAAAAAAGAACAAUGUUGUCAUCAUAUCAACUGUUGUGGCAGGGUUGAUCUGCCUUGGAAUCAUUGUCUGGGUGGUGUGGAGGUUCAAGGGAAAACUCAAAGUUCCUACAACUUCCUCAGCUUCAUGUUGCAAUAAUAGUGAUGUACUGCCAGUCCUUGAUGCAAGGAAGAGCAGAGAAAUGUCUACAGAAUUUACAGGAUCAGCUGAACUUAGUUUGGAAGGGAAUCAAAGUGGACCAGAACUUCCAUUUUUCACUUUUAGUUCAAUUGCAAAAGCCACAAACAAUUUUUCAGAAGAAAAUAAGCUUGGGCAAGGAGGCUUUGGUCCUGUCUAUAAGGGAAUGCUUCCUAGCGGAGAACAAAUAGCUGCAAAGAGACUUUCAAGAAAGUCUAAUCAAGGUUUAGAGGAGUUCAAGAAUGAAAUGAUGCUGAUAGCCAAACUACAACAUAGGAAUCUGGUUAGACUUAUGGGUUGUUCUGUUCAAGGGGAAGAAAAGUUGCUGGUAUAUGAAUUCAUGCCGAACAAAAGCUUGGAUUUCUUUUUAUUUGAUUCAGUCAAGCAAAAACAAUUAGACUGGACAAGACGCUUUGAAAUCAUUGAAGGCAUUGCAAGAGGACUACUUUAUCUGCAUCGUGAUUCAAGACUCAGAAUAAUACAUCGAGAUCUAAAAGCGAGCAACAUUUUGUUAGAUGAAAACAUGAACCCAAAAAUAUCAGACUUUGGCCUGGCCCGGAUAUUUGGUGGAAACCAGAAUGAAGCCAAUACAAACAGAGUGGUUGGUACAUAUGGUUAUAUGUCCCCGGAAUAUGCAAUGGAAGGUCUGUUUUCAGUUAAAUCUGAUGUAUAUAGUUUUGGUGUAUUGCUACUAGAGAUUGUUAGUGGCCGCAGGAACACUAGCUUUCGUCAUUCAGAUGACUCAAGUCUCAUAGGAUAUGCAUGGCAUCUUUGGAAUGAACAGAGAGCAAUGGAGCUUGUUGAUCCUUGCAUUCGCGAUUCUACUCCUAGAAACAAAGCUUUGAGAUGCAUACACAUAGGGAUGUUAUGUGUGCAAGAUUCAGCAUCUCUUAGACCAAACAUGUCGGCAGUAGUUUUGAUGUUGGAAAGUGAAGCAACAACUCUCCCAUUGCCUGCACAACCUCUGAUUACUUCCAUGAGGAGAUCUGAGGAUAGAGAAUUUUUCACGGAUGGCAUUGUUGAUGUUUCAAAUGAUCUAACGGUCACAAUGGUUGUAGGGAGAUAGAAUCAUUGCAUUGAAUUCUUCCCUCUCCCUCUAAGUUUUGAUUACCACUAGACAGGGCUCAUAGUCAUAGAUUUGCUUCCCCCCCCCCCCUCCCCCCUUGCUGUGUACUAUAUUGAAACUAUAUUCUUAAAAUUGAAUACAUUGUAUAUGGCAGUAUAUACUUUAUACAUUGAAACUUUAGAAAAGUGCUUUACUC